Hydra vulgaris (swiftwater hydra) is the source of this 1204-nucleotide messenger RNA. RefSeq names its product aquaporin-9. The record is from RefSeq and is a predicted model, not a curated record. Gene Ontology annotation, cellular component: plasma membrane; basolateral plasma membrane. NCBI's taxonomy places the organism in Eukaryota, Metazoa, Cnidaria, Hydrozoa, Anthoathecata, Hydridae. Gene Ontology annotation, biological process: glycerol transmembrane transport; water transport. Gene Ontology annotation, molecular function: water channel activity; glycerol channel activity.
GCACAGAAAAAUUUAUCUUAAAUCAGAAUUACUUUUGUUUUUCAGUCAGCAGAUCAUCUUGUUGCAAUGGAUCCCUUGCUUCAGACGAACUCUAAAAUAACGCGACGUUUUCAAACUAGGUGGAAAAUAAGCUGUUUUUGUACCAAAAAAAUUUCGUCCCCAUAUAUACGUGAAUUUCUUGCAGAAACAAUGGGAACAUUCAUUCUAUUAAUGUUUGGAGUGGGGAGUAUUGCUCAAGUUGUCCUUGGAAAAGGAAAAUUUGGAGGAAUAUUAUCAAUCAACUUCGGCUGGGCAAUUGGUGUAAUGUUUGGGAUCUAUUGGUCUGCUGGUGUUUCAGGUGGUCAUUUGAAUCCUGCUGUUACACUAGCAAUGGCCGUUACUAAACGAUUACCUUGGAAAAAGUUGCCUGUGUAUUGGAUUGCCCAAAGUCUUGGAGCUUUUAUUGCCUCGGCAGUUAUUUACGGAGUUUACUACGAUAUGCUAAACGAAUAUGACGGAGGGGUUAGAAAAGUCGAUACGGCGUGGAUAUGGACAACUCGUCCUUCUUCUGGUGUCUCAACCGUAACUACGUUUGUCGACCAGUUUGUUAGUAGUGGACUUCUUGUCGGUAUUAUAUUUGCUUUGACAGAUAAACGUAACAACGCACCAAGCCCUCGAGUGUUGCCAUUGUGUGUUGGAAUAGUUGUACUUGGUAUUGGUAUUUCGUUUGGUCUUAAUUGCGGAUAUGGUAUUAACCCAGCUCGUAAUCUUAUUCCAAGACUUUUUACAUCAAUUGCAGGGUGGAAAUCAGCACCACUAAGCUACCAAAAUUAUUAUUUUUGGGCGCCUAUCUUGGCUCAACUAGUUGGAGGUGUUUCAGGCGCCCUUUUGUAUAUUGUAACUAUUGAAAUGCAUCACAACAGUAAAAAAGAGGGGCAAGUUAUUUUAAAAGAACAAAAGAAUAGGCUAACUGAACAACCGGUUUAAAGAUUUAUGACAAUUGACAAAAAAUAUAUUUUCUUGAAAGAUUCCCUGUUCUUUUUUUUAGUUGUUAGUAUUUUGUAAUUUUUAUUUUAUAUCUUUUCAACUAUAUUUGAAAAAACCUGUAAAUUUUGUUUAUAAUCUUUUUUUAUUAUAAUCACGUUAACAUCAUGUUUAGCAAAUUUGAUGCUACAGUGUAUGCAGUUUGUAAAAGCACUUGUAAUAUACUAUAUUCAUUUUUUAA